Messenger RNA from Fusarium musae, 1242 nucleotides. RefSeq lists its product as uncharacterized. Gene Ontology annotation, molecular function: agmatinase activity; metal ion binding. The coding region runs from base 1 to 1242 and encodes 413 amino acids. The record is from RefSeq and is a predicted model, not a curated record. The transcript has 5 exons. Lineage: Eukaryota; Fungi; Ascomycota; Sordariomycetes; Hypocreales; Nectriaceae.
AUGUUGUACAAGUCCCUCGUCUCUCUAAGCCUUGCUUCUGUGGCUCUCGCCCAUGGCGACCAUAGCCAUGACCAAGAGCCCAUGUCAGGUCCUCACCAAGGUCUCUGGUACAACACCCUCCCCGGAGAUGGCGGUACUCAGGUAAAUAUCUCAACUCCGAUGGUAGCAAAUCAAAUUAAUAAAGUCAAGGCCGACUCCGUCUUCUCCGGCAUCAGCACCUUCGGCCGUCUUCCAUAUCAGCCAUGCUUGAAGGCAAACAGCAUCAAGUAUGACAUUGCUUUUAUCGGUGCUCCCUUCGAUACAGGUACUUCCUACAGGCCUGGUGCUCGCUUCGGACCUUCUGGUAUCCGACAGGGCUCUCGACGACUCAACCUUUAUGGAGGUUACAAUGUACCUCUGGCUACCAACCCUUUCAACAGCUGGGCCACAGUUCUCGACUGUGGUGAUAUCCCAGUCACCUCAUACGAUAACCAGUGGGCACUUCGACAGAUCGAGGAGGGUCACUACAACAUCCUCUCUCGUCCACCAGCCACAGAUGCAGACAAGUCUGGCCCAGCUCUGAAGAGCCGGACCCUUCCUAGAGUCAUCACCCUUGGCGGUGACCAUACCAUUACUCUCCCUCUCCUUCGCUCCAUCAACCGUGCCUAUGGCCCCGUGACAGUGAUUCACUUCGAUAGUCAUCUGGACACCUGGAAGCCCAAGGUCUUUGGUGGCUCUCCAUCAGAGGUCGCUGCUAUCAACCACGGCACAUACUUCUACCAUGCAGCUAUGGAAGGCCUUCUCCGCAAUGAUACCAACAUCCAUGCUGGUAUCAGAACUACUCUGAGUGGUCCUAGCGACUACGAUAACGAUGGAUACUGUGGCUUCGAGAUCGUAGAGGCUCGAGAGAUCGAUACCAUUGGUACCGAUGGUAUCAUUGAGAAAAUUCUCAAGCGCGUCGGCACCGAUCGCCCUGUUUACCUUUCUAUAGACAUCGACACUCUUGAUCCGGCUUUCGCCCCUGCUACCGGUACUCCUGAGACUGGAGGUUGGUCAACUCGAGAGCUUCGAACUAUUAUCCGAGGAUUGGAAAGCUUGAACCUCAUUGCUGCAGACAUUGUCGAGGUUGCCCCUGCCUACGACACUAAUGCUGAGCACACUACCAUGGCAGCCGCUGAUGUUCUAUACGAGGUCAUGUCUAUCAUGGUCAAGAAGGGACCUCUCAGCCGCAUGGUUGAGGGUAAGAAAGAAGAAGAGCUGUAA